ACUGUGGCCCCGCCCGCUGGUACCAACUUUUCCACGAUGAAUGAAUAUCCGCUGAACGCAUGUUGUGAUGCCUUCGGCCAGUGCGGAACUACUGAAGAGUUCUGUACUAAUACGAAUACUGGAGUCCCGGGCUCACGCGCACCGGGUACCAAUGGCUGUAUCUCCAACUGCGGCACAGAUGUGGUCAUUGGCGCGAAGCCCUCGACUUAUAUGAAGUUUGGUUUCUACGAGGGCUACAACUUGGGACGCCCAUGUCUAUAUCAGACCCCAGGUCAGAUUGACACCUCCAAUUAUACGCACUUGGGAUAUUCGUUCGGCACGCUCUCCACCGACUAUGAAGUUCAGAUUGGCGACCCCCUGUCCAUGUAUACAUGGGAUGAGUUCCUGCGCUUGGAAGGGCCGUCCAAGAUUCUUGUCAUUGGACGCUGGGCAUUUUCCACCGACACGGAUACUUACAACAUCUUUCGUCAAGGAGUCACCGCUGAGAAUCGUCAGACUAUGGCCAACAACAUCGCCACAUUCGUAAAGAACAGCAACGUUGAUGGCGUUUGCAUCGAUUGGGAGUACCCUGGAGCGCCCGAUAUUCCUGGCAUACCUCCAGACAGCCCGGAUAGCGGAAUGAACUACUUGGAGUUCCUUAAAUUGCUGAGGACUGCACUUCCGAGUAACUCCCAGCUCUCCGUUGCAAUGCCAGCCUCCUACUGGUACUUGAAGAAUUUCCCUGUCAGCGACAUGUCGGGAGUGCUUGACUAUGCCAUUUUCAUGACAUAUGACCUGCACAGCACGUGGGACGGGGGCAACCAAUAUUCUCAAGAGCGCUGCUCUACCGGCGACUGUCUUCGUAGUGAUGUUAAUCUCACAGAGACGAUCAACUCCCUGGCGAUGGUUACGAAAGCCGGACUGCCGUCCACCAAAGUGGUCGUUGGUACAACUAGCUAUGGACGAUCUUUCAAGAUGGCUCGAGCUGGCUGCGACGGGCCAGAUUGCAUGUGGGUAGGCUCAGCUGGGCAGUCUGAAGCUGAACCAGGCCCAUGUACUCAGACGGCAGGCUAUCUUGCAAACGCCGAUAUCGAAGCGAUCAUCAACAACGCCAGCCGGGUGACCAAGCAAUAUCUCGAUUCGACAAGUGACUCGACCAUCCUUGUCUACGACGAUGUGCAGUGGGUUGCGUACGAAUCAGACAGCCUACGCGACACUCGUGCGACCCUUUAUCAAGGCAUCAACAUGGGCGGUGUUUGUGACUGGGCAAUCGAUCUGCAGACAUGCAACGAGCCACCAAGUCGCUCGAAUUCAUGGGCAGAGUUCAUUUCUGCUGUCAACGUCGGAUCAGAUCCGGCGGACGUCGGAAAUCGUACGGGCAAUUGGACUACACUCACCUGUACCGACGACGCGGUAACCAACAUUCGAGGCUUGACGCCACAAGAACGCUGGGAUGAACUCGACUGCAAGGACGCAUGGACGGAUGUGAUCUCGGUAUGGCAGAACAUUGACCAAGGCCACGAUAGCUUGAGCUUCACCGAAUCUAUCUCCGACACGCUACAUGGCCCAGAGAAUGCCAAUUGCAGCCAGGCUGGGCCUUUGAGUAACUGUGAGCAGACCCAACAGUGUUCCGACUUUGUUGGUGAAGGCACCGGCCCUGCGGGCUACGAGAUUUGGAAUUCCAUGAUGUACACGAGCUUCAUCGAUGCCAUUACAGGAUUCGCAGCACUUUCGAUAGACAGCUCGCUGUCCAGCUUCGAGGAUACGUUCGCGCCGGUGCCGCCACCUCCUAGCGACGAGGUUGCCCAACUCAUCAUUGCUUUUGUCACCCUAGGGGCCUCCGCGAUCGCUGCACCAUUCUUUAAUUCCAGCAAGUCAAUCUUCAAGUCAUUGCCAUAUUUUGCAGCAAAUCCCAACAUAUUGGGCAUUGACAAAGAUCUCACGAGUGCGUUAAUCACCUUCGGAUCUAAUGUUGCAAAGGAUGUCAUUACAGGUGGCCCAGGAAGUGCUUGGACGGUGGAAGAUCAAGACUCAUUUUCCGCUUACUUGGGUCAGAUCGUAUUUGGCUGCAGCAACGCUACUACAUACACUCUCGCAGGCCUGUUCAACGGUUCUGAUGCCGGUAUUACUACACUUUCAACAGCCAUAGCCGACAGCCAUUUCAUCGAAGGAAAUACAGGAACACCACAGACGUCGACGCUCAGCUCGGAAACGAUAUCUGACCUGGAAGCGGCUAUGACUAGGGUGUUCUAUGGCUUUGCUAUUCCAUUAGCGUGGUCCGCAACAAACAAAGGAGUCAUUGUCAUGGAUACGGGAUACACCUGCGAUCAGGCACCUCUUAGCGCUGAUACCCUGUUAGAACUCAAUCUUGAUACAGCAGACGGCACUCAGGCUUCUAGUUGCUAUAACAAUGAGAUCUACUAUCUUGUCUACUAUGACACAAUGGACCUGCAAGGCGAGUCUGGCGAUCCCCCGGAUGAUACAUUCGAACCAGCUCCAGGCUCGUCAGACCUAGAUGGAACAAUAUGGGGGACCGUCACAGUAGACGACAUUGUCAAAGGAGCCGUUCGAACUUAUCAACAAAAUGGCAACGAGAAUGGAGGGGCGGUCGCGGAUCCUACGCACCCUGGCACCCUUGCAGAUCUGCAGAAUGUAGACAUCACCACACCCGGCUUUAUACGGAUUCCAGUCUGCAGCUCCGGCGAAGCUCAAAAUGCUGUGAGUCCUCAUUACUCGAACCGAAUCAACGCCAGUGAUCCGAACAAUCCGUGUGUCCCUUUGCAGGGCGUCACAGAAUGUGAAAGCUUUACCUACACCAGCGAGACUAGUUCCGCCUCUGCCCUGGUCUCUGAUUGCCAGGACAUCAUCAACAAUAUCCAACAGACAACGAGGCUAUGGAAUGCAACGCUGAACAUAUACAUAGCUAGCUAA
Messenger RNA from Zasmidium cellare ATCC 36951, 2910 nucleotides. RefSeq names its product glycoside hydrolase family 18 protein. Gene Ontology annotation, biological process: carbohydrate metabolic process. The annotation marks the transcript as partial. NCBI's taxonomy places the organism in Eukaryota, Fungi, Ascomycota, Dothideomycetes, Mycosphaerellales, Mycosphaerellaceae. Gene Ontology annotation, molecular function: chitin binding. The transcript has 10 exons. The record is from RefSeq and is a predicted model, not a curated record.